AGCACACUCGCUACUGAAUGCCAGGAGACAGACGGUAUAAAUAGAGCGGCAGGCACCUGCUGGAACCACACACACUCGUGCAUCGCCGACUAAGCCAACAUGCGUGUUCUGCUCGUACUCUCAGCUUUUCUGGCUGCCAGCCACGCAGCCCCCCAGUUUGUGUUCGUCCUGCCCCAGGGCUUCCAGCAGCUAGGGCAGGAGGGCGCAGCAGCGCCCGAAAUCAAGCCUUUGAACUUUGACUUCUCGUCCGCUACCGCUGCCGCAGAGGCAGCGCCGGCCCAAGAGGCAGAAGUGGCUGCUGAUGCUGCUGCUGCUGCUGAGCUGGACGCUGAAGCUGCUGGAGUCGUAGACCCCGCCGCGGCUGCAGAAGCUGAAGUCGCCCUCGAGAUUCCCGUCGACCACGCCAGCCCAGUCGUAGAAGCUACCCCUGCCGAGGAAACCGCUCCUGCUGCUGAGGAGGUACCCGCUGAAGGCGCCCCCGCCGUGGAAGUAGCCAUCGUCGAGGAGGUCAUUCCAUACGAGAACGAAAUCAUAGCCGAAGCAAUCGUCGAGUUGGUCGAACCUGUCGUUGCAAAGGACGCCCCAGUCGAAGAACAACCUGCCGUGGCCGCCACGGGCAAAUCGUUAGUAGCAGCUGAGGAGGUUCCCGUCCCUGUCAAAGUCAGUCCCUCUCCAGCUGUCAAUCAGGUGGACCCACUGGCCAUCGUGGAUCCCAGGUACCGCCAGUUCAUCUACCAGAACGACGCGCCCGACGUCGUCGCCGCCAAAAUCGAGCUGUUCCGCAUCCACGCUGACAGGAUUCCAGUCAGCCCAGCAGCAGCCGUUACUGCGUAAACCACCUUUUUCGUUUGUUUUUCCCUUGCAGUCAAUCGAUCUUGGCAGUCAUCAGAUAGGCUAAUUAUAUUCUGUACAUAACGAUUCAUAUUGCGAGGAUUAUAGAAUUAUUUUCAUUAAUAUAUUUGGACCUUCAGGCGUUGAUCUUAAUCGGUUAAUCUCGUUUCUCAUAUUAGCAACAAUAUCAGUUCUCAGUCACAGGAACGUUAAGUUACUCUAGUCCCGGAGAAUGGAAUGGCGACGGCUUUAGAUAUGGUCUAGGAUGAAGCUGCAGUACAAAGUGGAAGUCGUAAUGUUUAUUAAUAAUACGAGUGUGUGUGUGCUGUUUUCUCUUAAGAUGUCCAUUUACUGCACAUCUUUUCCCUACGUCUCUCAUCUUCCUCUGUCAUCUCCACCGAACUCUCCUCUUCUGCCGAAGUGAGGGAGCCGUUUCAACGCUCAAUCCCCUCCUACUACUGCAAUCUAGUCUCCUCUUCUUCUGCUGUUUCCGUCAAAGUGAGGGAGCAGUUUCAGAAGCCAAUCCAGUCUAUUACUACUACUAGCCUUCUAGUCUUUUUCUCACUCUGCCCUCUUCUCAGUAGAUACUACUGCCAUAAAAACGAAAAAACCUUCUAGAGCUUCUCCUUUUUCAGAAAGGGGAUGGCUGGAAAUAACUAUUAAAUGUAAUAACAGGUCAUGAAAAACCCACGAGAAUUAAUGACGUCGCGCUGUCAUCUAUAGGUGCUCUUGCUCAAUUUUUUUUCCUUCUAAAUUUGUACUCUUCAUUAUCAUUAUUAUUAUAUUAUUACUAUUAUUAAUAUACUGCCUUUAUAUUUUCAGCUAAAAAUCAAAACAGUCUGUAAAGCGAUAAAAUACAUUUUUUCUUCAUUCUUUUAUUUCUUCGUAAUUUUUUUUUUUGCUUUCAAAGUUACUAUUUCACUAUGUCCUUAAUUCGACGGCUUAUGAAAUAAAGUUUUAAAAGAUA
This is a messenger RNA of Macrobrachium nipponense, 1798 nucleotides long. RefSeq names its product fibrous sheath CABYR-binding protein-like. The transcript is spliced from 2 exons. The coding region runs from base 100 to 834 and encodes 244 amino acids. NCBI's taxonomy places the organism in Eukaryota, Metazoa, Arthropoda, Malacostraca, Decapoda, Palaemonidae. The record is from RefSeq and is a predicted model, not a curated record.